UAAUCAGAGAUAACAGAGGACCAUCUCCAAUGUUGCCUUAAAACAGGGUGACAGCUAACUCCUGGGCACUAGUCCAGCCACAGACCACCGACUCCACCGUCAGCCAUGGCUCACAAGUACACAUUCGCCGUGUUAGCCAUCAGCGCCUGCUUCCUCAUGGCCACUGUCUCGGCGAGCGCGAUUGAAAAGAAGCAGGUGGCAGCCCAAGCUACCUGCAGCAGGAGUUCGUUGAACGCCCUGGAGGACCAGAUCAAGAUCUGCACCCGGAACGUGCCCGCCCAGCAGUUCGCCGAGCCUAGUUGGCAGUGUGCCCGCACCGUCACCGGCUGGCUGCAGGAGGACGACGAGUGCGACUUGAGCGUCGUGCCCGACUACCUGGAAGACUGCUUGUACAGCUUCGGCUUCAUCGGCAAGCGCUCCAUCCAGCCGGCCGUGGCCUGCAUCAAGAACGCCAUCGACUCUGAAAUCUGCUGCUAACGGCCGCACUGCCUGCCUGAUUUUAUUUAUUCAUUUUUAAAAUGUUUAAUUAAUAAACGUUUUUGAGAGCGGUUA
Messenger RNA from Thrips palmi, 552 nucleotides. RefSeq lists its product as uncharacterized. Bases 106 to 477 code for a protein of 123 amino acids. The record is from RefSeq and is a predicted model, not a curated record. Lineage: Eukaryota; Metazoa; Arthropoda; Insecta; Thysanoptera; Thripidae. The transcript is spliced from 3 exons.